Messenger RNA from Anolis carolinensis (green anole), 4033 nucleotides. Its product is annotated as homeobox protein DLX-3. Gene Ontology annotation, molecular function: RNA polymerase II cis-regulatory region sequence-specific DNA binding; DNA-binding transcription factor activity, RNA polymerase II-specific. The record is from RefSeq and is a predicted model, not a curated record. Bases 923 to 1792 code for a protein of 289 amino acids. Gene Ontology annotation, biological process: regulation of transcription by RNA polymerase II; epithelial cell differentiation; embryo development. The transcript is spliced from 3 exons. Lineage: Eukaryota; Metazoa; Chordata; Lepidosauria; Squamata; Anolidae.
GAGAGAGAGAGAGAGAGAGAGAGAGAGAGAGAGAGAGAAGCCCCCAAUGGCGCAGCAGGUUAAACCACUGCACCGCUGAACUUGUUUACCAAAAGAUCGGUGAUUCAAAUCCUGGGAGUGGGGUGAGAUCCCAAUGUUAACCCCAGCUUCUGCCAACCUAGCAGUUCAAAAACAUGCAAAUGUGGGUAGAUCAAUUGGUACCGUUCCGGCAGGAAGGUAACAAUGCUCCAUGUAGUCAUACCGGCCAUAUGACCUUGGAGGUGUCUAUGGACAACGCUGGCUCUUCAGCUCAGAAAUGGAGAUGAGCACUAACCCCCAGAGUCGGACACAACUAGACUUAAUGUCAGGGGAAAACCUUUACCUUUAUACUAAAUAUAUUGUGUGUGCCAUAUGUGAGAUAUAUGCGGUAUAUACUUGUAUAUAUAUUCAAAAACUGCUGGUGCUUGUGAGUGUGUAUCUAUAAGUGUAAGAGAAUAUAUUCCUUUAUUUUCCAAUGUGCUCUUGUUUUAAAAUAGAUAUAUUUUAAAUAUACGCACACAGAAAUAUGUAUAUAUGUGAUAGAAAGAAAGGAGGGGGGGAACAAGAGGCUGUUUUGCCUGCGAGGCAAUAUUUCUGGAGCCAAUCGGAAUGUAGCAUCCACCCUUCCCUACUCCUUAAUUAAAGGGUUUAACCAAGCUGGCUAGGUUGGAUUUCUUACACAUUUUCCCUGGAGGAGGACAGCAGCAAGGAGGAGCAGUAGCAGCAGCUAUGGCUGGAGCCAUGACUGAGUAAGCCGACUCAGAAAGAGGAGGAGAGGUGGAGAAUUUUCUCCCUCCCCCAAAAAACAGCACACAACUCUCUGCAACCUUGCACACUUUUUCUUUGGCUUCCCUUUGUCCAACGUUUGGGACCUUCCCCUGGCGGGGCCUUUCAGCUUCUCAUCAUGAGCAGCUCCUUCGAGAAGAAGAUCACCAGCAUCUUGACAGACAUCUCCAGCAACCUCAGUUGCCAUGCGGCCACCAAGGAUUCCCCCACCCUCCCCGAGUCGUCCAUCACGGAUCUGGGUUACUACAGCACCCCGCACAACCAGCACGAAUAUUACCCCAGCCAAGCGUUCACCCAGCCCAUGAAUCACUAUGCCUACCACCCCCAAUUUAACCUCAAUGGAAUUGGGGGUGCUGGGACCUACUCCCCUAAAUCUGACUACUCUUACAGCACCUCGUACAGGCAAUAUGGAUCUUUCCGGGACCAACAAUUGCCCAGUCAAGAAACAGUUUCAGUGAAGGAAGAACCGGAGCCAGAAGUGCGGAUGGUCAAUGGAAAACCCAAAAAAAUCCGAAAGCCGCGCACCAUUUAUUCCAGUUACCAGUUGGCUGCCCUGCAAAGGAGAUUCCAGAAGGCACAAUACCUGGCACUGCCAGAGAGGGCAGAAUUGGCCGCACAACUCGGACUGACCCAGACUCAGGUGAAGAUCUGGUUCCAGAAUCGAAGGUCCAAGUUUAAGAAGCUCUACAAAAAUGGAGAGGUCCCCUUGGAACACAGCCCCAACAACAGUGACUCCAUGGCUUGCAAUUCUCCACCGUCUCCCACCCUCUGGGACAGUAAUACCCACAACAACCCAGCCAACAGGAGCCAGCUCCCUCAGCCACUCUCCUAUAACUCUCCGCCCAGCUACCUGGAGGACCACAAUUCCUGGUACCAUCAUCAGAACCUGAGCGGGCCUCACAUACAACAGCAAGGACCUCCGCCCACUUCUGGCUCUAUGCAUCACCCAUCUCCAGGGCCUCCUCCCAAUCCUGGAGCAGUAUAUUAACCUCUUUUGCCUCCUCAAUGAAACCAGUAGAGCAGGAAAAAAGGCACGAGGGAGAGAGAGGGAGCAACAGACAGAGACAAGUCAAAACUCUUUGAUGUUUUUUUUGGUAGGACAAAGUACGCAUUCCAUCCCAUCUCAGGAAGAACUGCACUGCAGCAGGAUAAAGACAAUUGAGAAAUCUUCUAAGGACAGCGGAAAGGGAAAGGUGGGUGGGUUGAUGGUUAUGUGGGUGGGAGGGAGGAGGUUUGUGGUCCAUGCUGUAUCUCAACUAAAUGGGUUUCACCUAGAACUACCUUACCAAGCUCGACUUCCUGCGUGGUCCAUCUGUGGGCGGCUUCUUCUCCUUCUUGUUGAGAAGAUGUGCAAUUGGGAGGCUCUUGGCUUGACUGGAGAAAAAGCCAAAAGGCACGUGGCACAACUCCAGGUUCCAGGAAGAAACUAUACAACUGGUUGUCUUGAUCCUUCUCAUUUGUUGGGCUUAUUUUUAUUUUGGUUUCUUAAUAUCCCCAAGCAAAGUGGUUUCAGGAGGCACCUUUUUGGAGGGCUUGAUAAGAUUUGGCAGGGCUACCAGCAUCCAUCAAUGCACUCAAUGGUAGGCAUAGGAUUGGUGUGUUUACUUGCCCAUGAAGUUCAGGAAUAGGAAGGCAGUGAAGGAAAUAUGCUUCUCUCUAUUUUUAUACAUUUCCUUUGACACAUAUACUGUCAGAAGAACAAAAAGUUUGGUAUCACCUUAAGCACAGACUGGAGCUUGUUGACCUGUAACUCAUAUCAUACCUAGCCAUUACAUCCAAUAGGAUGUGGUGUUCAGAUUUGCAGUCCUUCAGAGUACCGCACAUUUCCUACAUCCAUCCUAUUAAGAGCCAUUAAAAUAAUUCAAGGAAAUGAUAGAAGAAGGGGCAGGGAGACAUUGGCACCAGACCAUAAAUAUUUUAUAAUCAGAUUAGAUUUGAAAUCAUUACUUAGAAAUGGAGAAGUUAUACAAAACUGGACAGUGUAUGGUGUUAAUGUGAUGCUAUUGUAGAACGUGUGGUCACCUCAAAUACAGAUGAGAUCAAAGAAUCAUGGAAAGUACUAAAUGGGGGUUGGGUGGUGACUAUUUCAGGUUAACACUAGAAACCCAAGGAGAAGGAGACAUAAAGGGCCCUUCCAGUCAGGAUCUGAUCCCAGAUUUUCUGUUUAUCCCAGAUUACCUGUCAGUGUGGACUCAUAUAAUCGAGUUUAAAGCAGAAAUCCUGGGAUCAGAUCCUGGAAUAUAGGGUCUGUCUGGAAGGGCCCAAACUCUUCUCCCAGUUGCAAGUUUCGUAACAGGAAAAGGUUUCUGAGAAGGUAGAAAUGAAAGAUUUUAAUUUCCUUUUCCGGCUGUCAAUCUAUAGUAGCUCUUUCAUCAAUCAGAUUACAGUUUGUAGAUUGUCCAUCCACUCUCCUAGGAGUAAAUCCCACUGGACUCAUAGAAGCAUACUUUUUGAUUGCCAUGGUUUGCAUUGCACUAUUAGAGGCCAGUUUUCUUUCAACAUAUAGGCCAACAAAAACAAAAUACCAGCUUGGAAAGGAAAGAAACAUUCUGAACCUUAAACUGUCAAGCUCUGUUCAUUUUCCAAUUAUAAACAAAAGGUGUUCGAACUGGUAUUAAAAUUAACUAAAAUUCACAUUCUCUGGGCUGCAUCUGAUGUUAAUUUAAACCACUUGAGAAUUUGACCUUCAUUUAGGACUUUUAAGGGGUUGGAUGGGAGAAAGAAAUGUUUAUUUUUAAAAAAUUAGGGACAUAUUUAAAAAUACUUGGGGGAUAAUUUAAGUUAUUUUUUUAAGAAAGUGAAAAUGAUCUGCGUGUUGCUCUAGUUAUGUCAUUUUAAGCUAUUGUCAAAGAGGAAGGCUUAUUUUUUAAAGAAAAAAGCAGGAACAAAUCCACCUUGGCUAUUUUUUUUAAAUAAAAGUCUGUGUGGUGCAUUUUUCAAAAAAGGAAAGAGCAUUCUCUGAUGUUGUACAGUGUCAAGGUUGCUAUUUAUGUUGCCUUGUAUUAUUAUAAGGAGCGCAGGGUGUGGGGGAUGUACAUAUGGCUGGUUUGUAUAAAGCUUCAUUCAAAAGUUAAAUGUUAUUUUUUUCUUUUUUAAAAAAUCUUGGCUUAGGAGAAAAAAAACAAGAAGCAUCUCAUUGAGAUGAAAACUUUACUUGAGAUUCCUUUUCUGCUUUACUAGUGAAGAAAAACUUCCUGUACAAUGUUAAUAAAAUAUUUUGAACCUUAAA